Doryrhamphus excisus (bluestripe pipefish) is the source of this 4961-nucleotide messenger RNA. Its product is annotated as histone acetyltransferase KAT7-like. The record is from RefSeq and is a predicted model, not a curated record. Gene Ontology annotation, cellular component: chromatin; nucleus; histone H3-K14 acetyltransferase complex. NCBI's taxonomy places the organism in Eukaryota, Metazoa, Chordata, Actinopteri, Syngnathiformes, Syngnathidae. Gene Ontology annotation, biological process: regulation of transcription by RNA polymerase II. Gene Ontology annotation, molecular function: histone H3 acetyltransferase activity; histone H4 acetyltransferase activity; transcription coregulator activity.
AAAGCGGAAAUCUUGAUGCGCGGUUUUCAGCUGACUGUGCUCACGUCAGAACGGGCGGAUUUCUGUUCAAAAUUUAUGGAAUCUGGUAAACAUUAAUCCCACAACACAGAUUAUCAAUCUGUCAGAAACGCCCAGUCCCACAUGCGAACAUGCCCCGCAGAAAGAGAACCACAGGCAGCAGUUCGGAUGGGACGGAGGACUCUGAUUUCUCCGCCGAUCUGGAGCCAGCCGAAACCGUGGGCAAAGCGCAGCGACGUAACAGCACCCGCCUGACUCGAACAUCCCUUCGUCUCAGCCAAAGCAUGCAGGAUAACUCCAGCAGAGUGCGAAGCAGUUCUCCUGCAGCGGUGGGCCCUGAAGAAGGUUUGGAUGCAGCAGCAGCCUCUGUGUUUUCCUCAGGACGAAGGAUCACGCGCAGCCAGCAGGGGGCGACAAAUACUGCAGCCAAAAAAUACCCACUUCGUCAAGGCAGGUCAUCCGGGUUAGAUGUGGAGCCUCACGCAGAAAUAAAGCAGGCGGCAGACAACGACGAGACCCCUCCCCGCACGCCGACAGGCAACGCUCCAUCUUCAGAGUCAGACAUUGAGCUUUCCAGCAACGGGAACGACCGUGUGUCUUCCAGCAACGAUGUCAUAGUUUCUCAAGAAGAGGACGAGAGAUUGGCGAAGGAGCUUUCGCUCAAAGAGGCCGCCGCUCACGACCUUUCCCACCGGCCCAAACGGCGGCGCUUCCAUGAGAGCUAUAACUUCAACAUGAAGUGUCCCACACCUGGAUGUAACUCACUGGGUCACCUGACAGGAAGACAUGAGAGACACUUCUCCAUAUCAGGAUGCCCUCUUUACCACAACCUUUCAGCUGAUGAGUGCAAGGGCAAAUCAUCAAGUCGUGAGAAACAAGCCGAGGAAAGGACACUGUCCCAUCGUCAAGACGAGAAUAGACACUCCACAAGAAGCCAGGCCCCAACAGAUUGUCAGCUGCGCUACAAAGAGAAGGUGACUGAGCUGAGGAAGAAGAGGAACUCUGGCCUCAACAAGGAGCAGAAGGAAACCUACAUGGAUCAUCGUCAGAGCCACGGGACCAACCGUGAGCCACUGCUGGAGAACAUCACCAGCGACUACGACCUGGACUUGUUCAGGAAAGCGCAGGCACGUGCCUCGGAGGACCUUUCCGCACACCCUCCUCUGCAGCCUCAGGAGGAGUCUGAAAUAUUCUUGGAGAAGCUUCGUCUGGAAGGUCAGGUGUCAGAAGGGAGCAACAUGAUAAAGAUCAUUGUGUUCGGCCGCUACGAACUGGACACAUGGUACCACUCGCCAUACCCGGAGGAAUAUGCACGCUUGGGGAGGCUGUACAUGUGUGAAUUCUGCCUUAAGUAUAUGAAGAGCCAGACCAUCCUGCGGAGACACAUGGCCAAGUGUGUUUGGAAGCAUCCCCCAGGCGAUGAAAUCUACAGAAAAAGCAACAUCUCAGUCUUUGAGGUGGACGGCAAGAAGAACAAGAUUUACUGUCAGAACCUGUGUCUUUUGGCCAAACUCUUUCUGGACCACAAGACUUUGUAUUAUGAUGUGGAACCUUUCCUUUUCUACGUGAUGACAGAGGCUGACAACACAGGGUGCCACUUGGUGGGGUAUUUCUCGAAGGAGAAAAACUCUUUCCUCAACUACAAUGUGUCCUGCAUCCUCACCAUGCCCCAGUACAUGAGGCAAGGCUACGGCAAGAUGCUUAUAGACUUUAGUUAUCUAUUGUCGAAGGUGGAAGAGAAAGUUGGCUCACCAGAGCGGCCCUUAUCUGACCUGGGCCUUAUCAGCUAUCGCAGUUACUGGAAGGAGGUGUUGUUACGCUACCUGAACAACUUUCAGGGGAAAGAAAUCUCCAUUAAAGAGAUCAGCCAGGAGACGGCAGUAAACCCUGUGGACAUUGUCAGCACACUGCAGUCCCUCCAGAUGCUCAAAUACUGGAAAGGCAAACACUUGGUUUUAAAGCGACAGGACCUUAUUGAUGACUGGAAAGCCAAGGAGCGUAAACGUGGUUCGGGUAAAACCAUCGACCCCGCAGCCUUAAAGUGGACACCACCGAAAGGAACGUAGAAGAACUUCAACACAGCACACAUCGUCUUCUGCACACACACACAAACACACACAAAUAUUCACCCUGUUUUUGGUCACUUCCAGCAGCUUCUUACAAUGUUGGUCCAGGUUUGCCACUCAUUCUAAUUAUUAGCACAGUAUGCUAUACUUUUUGGCUCGCUGGUUACUGCAUUCAAUCACUGGCCUACAUAAGAAAUAUAGGAAAUAAAACUUGCAGUAGUGUCAGCUUACGUCAACCUGUGCUAAAAUUCCAUUCCAUUUCCUAAAAUAGAACAUGUUUUUCAUAAAAGUAACACGCUUGAGCUCUGACUGGAAAAAACUUGAAAGUUACCAUAAUUUCCGGUGUAUAACCCACUCCUUUUUUCUUAAACAUUGAACCCUGCAGUGCGGCUAGUUCGAAUCUCAUCACGGAAACAAUCGCUUUUUCUUUGGCAGGAGCCAAUCGGGAACUAUCAGUGAACAAGCUUGGCGGAAAUCACAGGAAGUCAUUACUCAGUAUAACAGUGUGACUCACUCUAUCUUACAGUCAACGCUAAACUCAUCACACAGCAGCUUAACACUCAAGAAGUACCGAGGAAAUAUAUAUAUUUUAACAUUUUUCCAUAAUGCAUUUCGUCUAAGCAAAGCAUUUCAGUGGUGCCUGCCGGGGUGCUGCAAUGAUGUCAGUCUCCCUCUGGGCUCCUCUGGCUCCCCGUGGCGGACAGUGGCAGCAUUGCAGGGCCUUGGCAGCCAUCCACCCAUCCAUUUUCAAUGUUGUUUUAUAUUUUUUAUUUUAAACUCGUUCUGGUACUUGUAUAUUUCUUAGCUAGAUUGUGGGUGUUAAGUUGCUGUGUGAUGAGUUUAGCGUUCUUUGUAAGAUGACAACGUCAUUCUGACUGUUAUAUUGAGUAAUGACCUCCUCUCCUGUGAUUUUCCAAUGGAUUGAUAAGCUAGCCAUGCCACAAUAUGCCUGCUUCUUGUCCGGCUUGGCUUAUAUAAGUACAAAUCUGUUUUUCUUUCUAAAUUUAGUGGGUACGGCUGCGUUUUAUACACCGGAAAUUUUGGUAUUCAUUGCUUUGAAAGUUUAAAAAAACAAUGAUUGCCUCAUCCAAAAAUUGUGUUUGAUUUAAUCUUUCAAAAGGAUGCUUGUUUAGGUGAUGAAGAGAAGAAAUGUAAAAAAAAUGUAAAAGAAUGUGAAGAUAUACUGUAGAUAAACCUGUUAUAGCUAUAGCUGCCAUUGGCCUUAUUUGGACUCUUUUAUGUCUUCAAGAUGGGACCUGCCUUCAUUUUUUCUUUUGUGUUUAACUUAAAGUCGAUUUAGUUUUCCCUCUCUAAUUUUACUAUUUAAUCAAUUUCUACCUCUUUGGGUUUACCACUGUAUAAAUGUCGAAAUAUACGCCUAUUUUCCCCUCCUAUUGUGUGAAAUUGUCAUGUGCAGACCCUUUUUUAAAAUUAGAAAUGUUUAUUUAUAUAGUUAAGUCAUUUGUAAAGUGUAGAAAAGGUUUGUUAGAAGAUGCUUCCAUGUUAAUAUAAUAACUAUUGUUUCAAUAUGUUAUGCUUUUUCAUUUGUUGCUGCAAACACUUUGGGACUGAAACGAGUUCAAAAUGUUUUUCUGCACAUUUUUUUGUUUUCUUUGACUGGGAUUGAACGUAUUUUAAUGAUGUGGGAAGAUUUAGUGCAAAAUAGGUUGAUUGACACAAUAACAGGCAAUUGGCAACUUAGCUUAUGUUAUUUAAUCUUAGCUUAGCUUAGCUUAGAGUAGGCAGGAAAUAAUCUUUAUAAAGAUAGAUAGACUCCCUUUAUUGUCAUUGCACAAAAACACAGUAGUGAAAUUGCUAACGAAAUGUCGUUGCCUGGCUCCCAUAUAAUAACAGACACAAAAGAAGAUAAGUAAUAAUAAAUAAUAAUAAUGUGGAGAAUAAAUAGAUAGAAUAGACACCAAAUAUGAACAACAUAAUGUAAAGUGCAGCGUGAACAGUAAAUUGCCCAAAUAAUUUAAAUAAAUAAUAAUAGUAUAAGUAAAGGUAGAGGGGCUUAUUUGCUUAUUGUUAAAUAACUUACUAAUGAAACAAUUAAUAUAUUAUGUUUUAUUCGUCCUAGUCUUUUUCAGUGCUAAUGCUAAGCUAAGCUAACGGUUAGCACUUUCCAGUAACCUUAUUAACGUUCUAUAUGACGUCUUCAAAUGUACUAAAUUGUUAUUUUGUGGUGAUGUAAUGGUACACAUUUUUGACAUUUCUACUAGCUGAGGCUGUGGUUCGAUUCCCAGCCUGGGUUGUGUCAGGAAGGGCAUCCGGCAUAAAAAAAAUCCAACAAUUCACUUGCUGUGACGACCCUUGCUGACAUUCAGACCCCUGUAACUGCUUUUAUUUUCAAAACUUCCCCAAAGUUUGAUGACCACAUUCCAUAGGGGAAUAGGGAAGGUAUACAAAGUGCGGUCUAGGGGACAUUUGUGCACAGACAAGAAAAAUACCCAAUAAUGAUUUUGCCAUCUGCUGUAUGAAUAACAGCAAAAAAAUAUAAAAUGGCCUUAGCAUUACUUAUUUUUUCAGUAUGUGGCCCUCUGUGGAAAAAAAAAAGUCUAACCUCUGCUGAUUUAGUCUUUUUGUGGCUCUGAAUUAUGGAGCAUUGGCUUUGGUAUUGGCUGAGCCAAUGGCAGCUAUGGACCAGCAACUACAAAAUUUAGCUUUGGGCAUUAACCCAUCUUAGUGGACAUGGAACCAUUGUGUACGUUUUCACAAACCACCAGCGAGACGUUGUGAUCCGGCGUCUCCAAGCACCUUGCUUCGACACAACACAGCAACAAUCCACAACGUAGCUUAGCGUCAAUGUUUAGCUCUGUUGUGCUUUUGUACGAGCUUCUGCCUUUUGCUUCCUCUUCAAUAAACCUGAAACACUGA